CCCCGAGUUGAACUAGGAUUUUCUGUCGGCCGAUGACACCAUCGCGAGACGAAGCGGUUGACACUUGACAGGAAAGGAACAAGAGUGACCCUGACAGCCAGGAGAGGAGAGGCUGUUGACAAGUUGUGUUCACAUUUUUGUUUAUUCCAAUCGACUUUGUAUUACUAUUUUUUUUUUAUUGAAGAGUACAGCGGUGAAAUGGCUGCGCUGUAUGCCUGCACGAAGUGUAACCAAAGAUGCCCGUUCGAGGCGCUGUCUCAGGGACAGCAGCUGUGCAAGGUAAGGGCACAGCGCAGCGGGGUGGACGCCCUGGGCUACAGUACACACACCCUGGCACAUAGGCACGGGCAGGGCGCUCAGUAACAAUGUGGUGAAUAUCUGGGAGGAGAGAGAGAGGGGUGCUUGCGGGAAAAGCUCUGGGUUAGACCAGCCAGGGAGGGAGGCGACGGGACUGACAUGGGUAGGGUUCAGCAAAAACGGUCGUUAUUGUUAAAUACGUUUUUAUUUGCGCAUUACUACAGGAGGGUGGGCAGUGGGCAACUGCACAGGGGCCCACGGACUCGGAGAAAAAAAUGAACAGAGAUAAUAUCCCUCACAUUUAUAUCUGCAGAUGUUACAGACAUCACAUUCGUAUCAUUGUAGCUACCGAUGGCAGCAAUUAAGUUUGACGCCUCCCUCAUUUCAACAGGUACCACUAUGGUCUUAAUUAUGUUUUUAAAAAAAUGAAACUUGAAUUAAAACGAGCUUCGUAACGUUUUUCGUGCACCUCAUUGCAAAAAUAAGAAAGUUAGCAUCGUUUUAUUUGUGGGACACAUAUGUGCCUUGUACCUUAAAGGGUUAACCUACAUGCUGUUGUUGUUGAUAAUAAUAAUAAUAAUAAUAAUAAUAAUAAUAAUAAUAAUAAUAAUAAUAAUAAUGAUAUAGUUAAUACCAGUAAUAUGCUAUGAACAACAACACUAAUAUACAUUAUUAAGGUAGUACAGGUGCAGUCCACUUGGACUCAAGGGACAGUGGAAAUCAGUGCUUUAUGUAGUAAACACAAGUUGAAAUGCUGUCUGUAACUGCGAACACAAGUACUUUAAACCCAUCCCCGCUACUGAGUGCAGCACAUUCCUACAUCUCUAUUGGAGCACUGUAACAUGCUUGCGAGAUUUCUUCCUCAUGAGAGUUAAAGCUGUAUUACAGUACGUUAGGGAGUGUUUACACACUGGUGGAGUUUAAAAUGCAAUUGCAAAUUGUAGCAAAAUGUAAUAGAAUGCCUAAACACACGAAACCCCAGAAGAAUGUGCCGGUGAGCAGAGGGAUUUCGUUGUGGAAGACAGCAAAGGAAAGAAGGAGUGUCGAAUUGCACAUCCUAUGGUUAAGUGCACGUACUGCAGGACAGAGUUUCAGCAGGAAAGUAAAACCAACACCAUCUGUAAGAAAUGUGCACAGAACGUGAAACUGUAUGGCACACCCAAACCCUGCCAGUACUGUAACAUAAUCGCCACGUUCAUCGGUAACAAAUGCCAGCGCUGCACAAACUCAGAGAAGAAGUACGGCCCCCCCCACACGUGCGAGCAGUGCAAGCAGCACUGUGCCUUCGACAGGAAGGACGACAGGAAGAAGGUGGACGGGAAGCUGCUGUGCUGGCUCUGCACCCUCUCCUACAAGAGGGUCCUCCAGAAGACCAAAGAGCAGCGCAAGCACCUGAGCUCCUCCUCUCACACAGCCCUGCAGGAGAAGGAGCAGCUCACCUGGCUCAGCGAUGCCAGCCACUACAACAGUCAGAAGACUUUGUCCACCUCGUCCAUUCAGAAUGAAAUUCCAAAGAAAAAGCCCAAGUUUGACGCCAUCAUAGCCAAUGGGGACAGCUUCUCCCCGGACCUGGCCCUGGACUCCCCCGGCACAGACCACUUCGUCAUCAUGUCCCAGCUGAAGGAGGAGGUGGCAACGCUCAAGAAGAUGCUGCACCAGAAGGACCAGCUCAUCCUGGAGAAGGAGAAGAAGAUCACGGAGCUGAAGGCUGAAUUCCAGUACCAGGAGAAUCAGAUGAGGUCCAAGAUGAACCAGAUGGAGAAAAUGCACAAGGAGGUUGUGGAGCAACAGCAGGCCCGCAACAGGGAGCUUAUGAAGCAGGUGGCCGCUCUGUCGAAAGGGAAAAAGCCAGAGAAAGCAGGAGCAAUGACAUCACCCUGAGACCGACAAGACAGCUCAGCUGUGCACCACAAGAGGGCAAGGCUGGUGCUGUACAGUCACUAUGGUAACACACGGACACACAACUUUAUAUGCAGCUAUCAAUGGACACAAAAAACAAGAUCAUAGGACCUCCACAGAGUGGGCUGUAGUGUGUCCAACACUUAGAAGUGCUAGUGUAAUAAUGGUCUAAUGAUACCAACUAUAGUCGUGAAUUUGACUGCUAAUAUUAAAAAAGCAGAAUGUAGGUUUUUCAAAGGGACAUCCUUCACUUGGGUUGUGUUUUCAACAGCAACAGCUGCAGAAUGUCCAAGAGAAUUUAGAAUCACCUUAAUGGUUCUGAACCAGAGGGGCUUAUAGGAUUAUGCUUCAUCCGUCUCCUACUGUCUUCUCAACUCUUGUUGGCUGCUGUUUUUUUUUUUUUUUUAACAAAAAGUUAAAAAUAAUAAAUCAAUGUAUUUAUUUUCAAAUAGAAAUACACACCUGGAGGUCCUGAGUGUCUCCCUGGUAAAAGCUCAGCCGUGUGGUUUGCACGGUGAGUCAUACAGUCGGGAGCACAGGUUCUUGUCCUGGCUGCGCAGAGUCGCCAGUCUUUGCUGGGGAUUCUGGAGGGAGCGUUGCAUUGGCUUUGGCCCUCCCGCUGGUUAGGGAGGCAAAGCCAGCAGGACUGUUUCCCCUCAUCGCACUACAGCAGACCCUACUGGCCAGGUGCCCAGUGAGCUCAGGCAGGACCUGCAGGGCUGGCCUUUGUCCUCCAGGGUCCGGUAGCUCGCUGAUCCGCUCUCGAGUUCCUGGGUGUAGAAGAGGAAGCUGGCUUGGUCGUGGGAUCGGAGGACGCCCGCUGAACCUUCAGUUCUCCUGAGCUGUAAGGGGAAUUGGAAAUUCUAAAUUGGCGAGAAAAUUGGGGGUAAAAUAAUUGGGCAGCACUCAAUUUAAAAAGAAAUAAAAAAUACACACCUUUUUAUUCCCAUUAAAAUUCUGCGUAGUUACCAAUGAUGAGGUUUCAAUGUGUUCUGUGAGGGUUUACUUCCUAAAUGCUCUUUGUGAUGUCUGUGCUGUGAAUAAAUACAUGCAGAUCAGAUCGACCCUUUACAUACUAACUUUUUAUCUGAAACCUGACAUUUCUUUCCGUUUGGUCAAAUGUCUGGUUUGAUGUACGUACUGUGUCGUUAUCAUGUGAAUACGGUUUUCUCCUUUUGUUUUCUCCAUGUUUAAACCUGCAUGGGUCUCAGGUAUGCACUUUGUAAUAUGGUGUCUUUUAAACAUACAUACUGGUAUGUAAUGUAUAGUAUUUUAUAAAACAGAUGCUAUUUCUAAUGCCCUUGUCAAGGAACUUAGAGAGCAAUAUUGGGAUUUCCGUGUUCUGUUUAUAUACUCUGUUACAGACUAGGCCUACAUUGAACAAGUAGGUAAAGGGUGCUAUUGUAUACUGGUAUAAUAUACAGAAUAUUGGCUGUACUGCAGUCUUCUGUGUUUAAUAAAGUACAUGUAUCCUCGCU
Messenger RNA from Acipenser ruthenus (sterlet), 3674 nucleotides. Its product is annotated as protein FAM76A. The record is from RefSeq and is a predicted model, not a curated record. The transcript is spliced from 9 exons. Lineage: Eukaryota; Metazoa; Chordata; Actinopteri; Acipenseriformes; Acipenseridae. The coding region runs from base 1357 to 2178 and encodes 273 amino acids.